This is a messenger RNA of Emys orbicularis (European pond turtle), 1380 nucleotides long. RefSeq names its product paraneoplastic antigen Ma1 homolog. Lineage: Eukaryota; Metazoa; Chordata; Testudines; Emydidae. Bases 1 to 1380 code for a protein of 459 amino acids. The record is from RefSeq and is a predicted model, not a curated record. The transcript has a single exon. Gene Ontology annotation, molecular function: zinc ion binding; nucleic acid binding.
AUGGAGAGAGGAUUAUUAGAAGACCUGUGCCGAGGGGCACGAAUCCCAGUAACCAAAGCUGUGCUGGUGGCGGGGUUCCCAGAAGAGAUGGAACCAAAUGAAAUUGAGGAGAGCCUAGAUGCAGCUGAAAUACUGGGGAGGGUAAAGGUCCACACCCGUAUUUACAACCGCAAAGUGAAGGGCAUGGUAGCACUAUGUACUCACUCCAAGGAAACGGAUCUUGAUAAAGUGCCCAAAGAGGUGCAAGUAGAAGGUCUUCCCUGGACAAUUCUGGGGGCAGAGCGGUCCCCUCCUAGUGUGCCUGUGUCACUUGAGGUGGAUUCUUUAGCGCAGAAAUUGCAAGCUCUGAUGGUGGAUGAGAAGCGGAGAAGAGAAGAAUUAAUUUUGGCAUUAGGAGGGGCUCCAACACCUGCAGCACCCAGCCUGGUGGGAUGGGCCAAAGAGCUGGGAAACACUCUCAAAGAUGCAUUGAGGCCGGUAUAUGAAAGUGCUCCAUACAAGCGGUUACGUUCAUUCUCGGGGGUGUCACCUGUACCCCCAGGGGAGGAGGAUUACGAGACCUGGAGGGAUUUUACGGUGCCACUUAUCCAAAAGUGGGAAUGCUCUGAUGCUGAGAAGCGGAAACGUGUGCUUGAGAGUCUGAGGGGACCUGCCAUGCGAAUUAUCCGAGCCCUGAAAGACUCACAACCAGCUGCCACAGUGCAAGACUAUUUAACCGCUCUUGAGAGUGUCUACGGUACUACUGAUAGCAGUGAAGACCUGUAUUAUCGGUUCCGCCAUACCUAUCAGGAGCCCCACGAACGAUUGUCGGAUUUCAUCAGGAGACUAGAGGAUUUGCUACAGCAGGUAGUGCGGAAGGAGGGCAUCCCCACCAAGCACAUUUAUUCCACUAGGUUGAACCAAAUCCUUCGGGGCACCCGACAAGAUGGGUUGAUGUUGUGGCAACUGCAGGUGAGGGAGCGUGCCCAAAACCCACCCCCAUUCCACAAGCUCAUUCGAGAGAUACAUGAAGAGGAGGAGCGAUUGUUGCAAGUGGAUGCAGUGGUGCAGCCGAAGAUGGCAGGGAGUUGCACCACUACAGUGCUUGGAGAGAUGGAAGAUGCCCCGUCAGUGGCAGCAGCACUGAGAGAUUUGACCCGAGAAGUGGCCAUGAUGAAGGCUCAGGGACAUACUGUGCCAUCCUCAAGAGGGGAGAGUAGCAGGAGCGGUGAUAGCCAGCGAGAAGGUUUCUGUUAUAACUGUGGGAGAGAUGGUCACUAUGCCUUGGACUGCCAAAACAAGACAGAUCAUGCAAGGGUAUCUCAGAGAUUGCAGCAGACCAUUAGGAAGCUUCAGAGAAACACCAACAGGGCUUGGGGAAGGAGCAACCCAAGACCCUGA